CCUGUGAGAGUUGUAAUACCAAACGCCAUUGUGCUUCUUCUGCCUUCUUCGCUUCUUCCACGCGAUCAAAAGUUGAUCAUGAACGCCAAGAAGGAGCCUAUCCAGUCGGUCCAGGUUUUCGGGCGCAAAAAAAGCGCCACUGCAGUUGCCUACUGCAAAUUGGGUAAUGGCCUGAUUAAGGUUAAUGGCCGACCUCUGGAGCUGGUCGAGCCACGAAUUCUGCAAUUCAAGCUGCAGGAGCCAAUCCUUCUUUUGGGAAAGGAUCGAUUUUCUAAUGUGGACAUCAGAGUCCGCGUGAACGGAGGUGGUCACGUAGCACAGAUCUAUGCGAUCAGACAGGCUAUUUCCAAGGCUCUGGUAGCUUACUACCAGAAGUAUGUCGAUGAGGCGUCGAAGAAAGAGAUCAAGGACAUCUUGAUCCAAUAUGACAGGACAAUGUUGGUGGCAGAUCCCAGACGCUGCGAGCCCAAGAAGUUCGGCGGUCCUGGUGCUCGUGCCAGAUACCAGAAAUCGUACCGUUAACUUUAUUGUAUAUUCCAAUUAAAUCCUGAAAAUUUUCAAA
Messenger RNA from Cloeon dipterum, 562 nucleotides. Its product is annotated as small ribosomal subunit protein uS9. Gene Ontology annotation, cellular component: cytosolic small ribosomal subunit; ribosome. Gene Ontology annotation, biological process: translation; maturation of SSU-rRNA from tricistronic rRNA transcript (SSU-rRNA, 5.8S rRNA, LSU-rRNA). Gene Ontology annotation, molecular function: structural constituent of ribosome; RNA binding. NCBI's taxonomy places the organism in Eukaryota, Metazoa, Arthropoda, Insecta, Ephemeroptera, Baetidae. The record is from RefSeq and is a predicted model, not a curated record. The coding region runs from base 79 to 522 and encodes 147 amino acids. The transcript has 5 exons.